Molecule: messenger RNA, 2019 nt
Organism: Salvelinus fontinalis (brook trout)
Lineage: Eukaryota; Metazoa; Chordata; Actinopteri; Salmoniformes; Salmonidae
Product: urotensin-2 receptor
Exons: 2
Coding region: 210-1304 (364 amino acids)
Biological process (GO): regulation of blood pressure; neuropeptide signaling pathway; blood vessel diameter maintenance
Cellular component (GO): membrane
Molecular function (GO): urotensin II receptor activity
Source: RefSeq, a predicted model, not a curated record
UUCAGUGACUGACGUCAGGAGAAGCGGAGAGGAGCAGCGGCAGCGCGCGCAGACAGAUAUCGCUAAAGUCGACACACAACCUGCACUGGUGCGCUUCACUGACCAGUGACCAACUAAAUCUCGCUGCAUCUUUCAGAACUUCUUCACCAUAAACAAUACAUCGGAACAAAAACGGAACGACACCAGAGAGGCUCCACACAGACAGUGCGAUGAACCACAACAAGACUGUUAACCAUAAUGUCAGUCCGCCAGCUUCAAACAGCGGCUCCGGGAGCAGCGUGGACGAGCUGGUUAUCACCUCCACUUUCGGGACCUUGUUGUCGGUCGUCUACAUAGUCGGCGUGUCGGGGAAUGUGUACACUCUAGUAGUGAUGUGUCAUUCUAUCCGCUUCGCCACCUCCAUGUACAUCUCCAUUAUUAACCUAGCGCUAGCGGACCUCUUGUACCUCUCCACAAUCCCGUUCGUGGUGUGCACCUACUUCCUCAAGGACUGGUACUUCGGAGAUGUGGGCUGCCGCAUCCUCCUCAGCCUGGACCUGCUCACCAUGCACGCCAGCAUAUUUACCCUCACUGUGAUGUGCACGGAGCGCUACCUGGCCGUCACCAAGCCCCUUGACACGGUACGGCGCUCCAAGAGCUACCGCAAAGCCCUGGCCUGGGGGGUAUGGCUGCUCUCCCUGGUCCUCACCUUACCCAUGAUGGUCAUGGUCACAGAGACCACCAAGAGCGCGCCCAACGGGGGGGUGAAGAGGAUGUGCGCGCCCACCUGGGCGCCCCGGGCGUAUAAGAUCUACCUGACCGUUUUGUUUGGCACGAGCAUCAUGGCACCUGGGUUGAUUAUCGGCUAUUUGUAUACGAAGUUAGCCCGGACUUAUUUAGAGUCCCAGAAGAACUCGGUCAUCAACAAAAGGAACAAGCGCUCCCCGAAGCAGAAAGUCUUGGUAAUGAUUUUCACUAUAGUUCUGGUGUUCUGGGCGUGUUUCCUGCCAUUCUGGAUAUGGCAACUGUUCCCGUUGUACCAGCACAAACCGUUAGGCCUGGCAUCUCACACACACACCUGUAUUAACUACCUGGUGGCCUGUCUCACAUACAGCAACAGCUGCAUUAACCCCUUCCUCUACACCCUCCUCACCAAGAACUACAGGGAGUACCUGAAGAACAGACACAAGAGCUUCUACCGCUACACCUCGUCUUUUAAGCAGCGCACUCCCAGCUUGUAUUCCUGCGGGAAGUCGGCAUCCUCCUCGAAUCAGUUUGAGUUUAACUCGGAGACGCUGGUGAUGGGGACUCUGCAGGGACAGUGAGCCCGUGCAAAGAGAGAGUGAUUUUGGAACUGCAACAGGUAACAGGAGUCCUCCAGGCAACACUGUCACACAGAGGUAAUGGGCAUGGCGGGGUCUGAAAUGGCGUGGGCGGGGUCACAGGUGAAGGAGACUGUGAUGGCGUAGCGCGUUCCCCACGAGACCUGCUCUACGCGGUGAAGGUUUUCCGACCCUGAGGAAAAGAACGAUACUCGCCCUGGAAGAGAAGAGAAAGAGGGGUCAGAAAAGAGAUGGGUUAACGUCUCUCUGACCCUGGAGAGGGAGAGAGGAAGGGAGGUUAGGGAUGAGGGAUAAGAGGGGAUCGAUAUGGGGUGGUGAUCAUCACACCUUGGAGGGAGAUAAGAGAAGAUUGGGGGUUAAACAGAGGGAGAGCACAGAGAAUGUACAAGUGUUCAAAUAUCGGUGUUGAGGUAAAAAGUGUUGAGUGUUAUAUCUGAGUGUUGAUUCUAGUGGGGUUAACACCAGUGGGAUUGAAACUGACGCUAUCUGCAGUGUUAUUUGAAUCACAGUGGAAUCAACACUGUGUUGUUGUUACUCAACUGUGUGGAGUUAGUUUCCGUUAACUCUGAGUGCUUUGUUUGUUGCUGGUGGAUUUUCAGAAUAGAUUGUUUUAACAUCUAUGUUUCUGCAUGAACAUUGAUUGAUUAAUUGAUCUUAUGCUAUACAAAGAUAAAUAACGGAAAUUGUUCUAAACUUA